This is a messenger RNA of Nomascus leucogenys (northern white-cheeked gibbon), 3127 nucleotides long. It is a transcript of the gene MPND, whose product is annotated as MPN domain containing. Gene Ontology annotation, molecular function: polyubiquitin modification-dependent protein binding; metallopeptidase activity. NCBI's taxonomy places the organism in Eukaryota, Metazoa, Chordata, Mammalia, Primates, Hylobatidae. The record is from RefSeq and is a predicted model, not a curated record. Gene Ontology annotation, cellular component: BRCA1-A complex; BRISC complex. Gene Ontology annotation, biological process: double-strand break repair.
AAAAAAAAAAAGACAAAAAUAAUAAUAUGGGAGGGAGGUGGUAAUAGGUGCAUUUUAGAAAGAGCCCUCUGGGGCAACGGUGGAAGACCGACAGGGUGGGGCAUGAGUUUGGAGGUCUGAGACCCACUGCGCUGGCCAGGAUUCGGGUGCAAGAGGCUGGAGGUGUGGCUCAGGGUUUUGGAAGGCAGGGGACGGAAAAAAGCCAAACAGAAAGUGCGUAGGGACUUGGGGAAAUAAACUGAGGCCAGUUUCGCCUAUACUGAGUCUGGAGGCCUUGGGGAUGCCCGUUGUUGGCUGGACAGUCAGGGUGGGGCCCCAAAGGGUGCCUAGGCUGGACAAUAAUAACAACAACAAUAGUUCACAUGUACCCAGCUCUUGCGCUAUGUCAAGUCUUUUUCCUGAGAACAUUCCCGAGCACCCUGGAGAGCCUCCCCGGCACCCCUACUGUCCAGUUCCCACUUCCCGACUGCGGUCUGGGCAAAGCCACCCGCAUUUGAGCCCAUCCCACGGCGUCCCGGAGCUUUAGGACGUCCCAGCCCUGCCAGGGACUGAGGGAAAUCCCAGUGCCUGGGCUCAGGGACCAAGGUCCCAGGACAGGGUCGGGGAUGAAGUUCCCGAAACAGGUAAGGGACAAAGGCCGGGGCUGCACUGAUUCGGCGCGCAACUAGCCAGGCCCCGCCUCCUGUUCCGCCCAAGGGUAUGGAGGGCCGGACUCGGCCGGCCUUAUACCCGGAGCUGAUUGGCUGGUGAGUCCAGUCCCUGCCUCUGAAGGUUUGCGCUCAGAACUAAGUGUUUCUAGUGAUUGGUUUACAUGGACGUUUGCCCAUUGGUCAAAUCCGAGUUGGUGUAAUCAGAUAGGUAAUACGGCUUGGUUGGUGCGGGAAUCCAGUAGCUUGCUAUCGAUUGGUUGAGGGUGAAAUAAAUGGGACUCUUAUCAUUGGCUGGCGGGCUCCGCUACGGUCCAAUCAUGGAAUCAGCCGAGGGCCGACCGGGAGGGUGGGAGUUAAUUCUUUAGCUACUGAGCCCGGCUUGGGCGCUUUGGCUCCACCUGUGUCUGCGCGAGGCUGUUCCCUAUUGGAGUCCGCAUUGUUCCCCCGGACCUCAGUUUCUCCCCUGGUCCCAAAGGCCGAGGCCUCUGAGUUCCUCAAGUACGGUGACCGCAGGUCUCAGCUUCUCCUCUCCUUGCAGCAGGCUGAGCCACUCGUGCACCUGCCCCAGGCUUUCACCUUGCAAUCUCUAUCCCUGGACAGCGAGGCCUCAGUUUUCCCAUUCGCACCAAUUAGCUCCCGGUCACCACCCCGUCCCCAUGGAGCGGUGCUACAGGCCUCAGUUUCCUGAGUGUUCCCAGAGGGCUGAGUUCCCGAUCUCUCUCCCGCGUGGGCAUCCCCUAGGCCUCAGCUUCCCCGCCCACCCCAGCGCGCCGAGCCCUUCCCCCGACCCCAGCGACGGCCAAUGGUUGGGGCGCCCCUCCCCUCCCCGGGGCGGGGCCGCGUCACGUGCCGGGAAGCCGGAGUCUGGGGCUCCGCGCUCGGGGAGGCGCGGCCAUGGCAGCUCCGGAGCCGCUGUCCCCGGCGGGCGGCGCGGGCGAGGAGGCGCCGGAGGAGGACGAGGACGAAGCGGAGGCCGAGGACCCCGAGCGGCCGAAUGCGGGAGCGGGCGGCGGACGCAGUGGCGGCGGCGGCAGUAGCGUCAGCGGAGGCGGCGGCGUCGGGGCCGGCGCGGGGGGUUGCGGCGGGCCGGGGGGCGCGCUCACCAGGCGCGCGGUCACGCUGCGGGUGCUCCUCAAAGACGCGCUGCUGGAGCCCGGCGUCGGGGUGCUGUCCAUCUACUACCUGGGAAAGAAGUUCCUGGGCGACCUGCAGCCAGACGGAAGGAUCAUGUGGCAGGAGACCGGGCAGAUCUUCAACUCACCCAGCGCCUGGGCCACCCAUUGCAAGAAGCUGGUGAACCCUGCCAAGAAGUCAGGCUGUGGCUGGGCCUCUGUCAAGUACAAAGGCCAGAAAUUGGACAAGUACAAGGCCACCUGGCUCCGGCUGCACCAGCUGCACACGCCUGCCACCGCUGCUGAUGAGAGCCCGGCCAGUGAAGGGGAGGAGGAGGAGUUGCUGAUAGAAGAGGAGGAGGACGACGUUCUGGCGGGGGUCUCAGCAGAAGACAAGAGUCGGAGACCACUGGGGAAGAGCCCUUCAGAGCCUGCCCACCUGGAGGCCACAACCCCAGGGAAGCGGGUGGACAGCAAGAUCCGGGUCCCGGUCCGCUACUGCAUGCUGGGCAGCCGCGACUCGGCCAGGAACCCCCACACCCUGGUGGAAGUAACAUCCUUUGCAGCCAUCAACAAGUUCCAGCCGUUCAACGUGGCUGUUUCCAGCAACGUGCUGUUCCUGCUGGACUUCCACAGCCACCUGACGCGGAGUGAGGUCGUGGGUUACCUGGGGGGCCGCUGGGACAUCAACAGCCAGAUGCUGACGGUGCUCAGAGCCUUCCCUUGUCGGAGCCGGCUUGGGGACGCAGAGACUGCAGCUGCCAUCGAAGAGGAGAUCUACCAGAGCCUGUUCCUGCGGGGCCUGUCCCUGGUGGGCUGGUACCACAGCCACCCGCACAGCCCGGCGCUGCCAUCUCUGCAGGACAUCGACGCACAGAUGGACUACCAGCUGCGGCUACAGGGCUCCAGCAAUGGCUUCCAGCCCUGCCUCGCCCUGCUUUGCUCCCCUUACUAUUCUGGCAACCCAGGCCCCGAGUCCAAGAUCUCGCCUUUCUGGGUGAUGCCUCCUCCAGAGCAAAGGCCCAGUGACUAUGGCAUCCCCAUGGAUGUGGAGAUGGCCUACGUCCAGGACAGCUUCCUGACCAAUGACAUCCUUCACGAGAUGAUGCUGCUGGUGGAGUUCUACAAGGGUUCCCCUGACCUCGUGAGGCUCCAGGAAGCCUGGAGCCAGGAGCACACCUACCUCGACAAGCUUAAGAUCUCUUUGGCCAGCAGGAUGCCCAAGGACCAGAGCCUGUGUCAUGUCCUGGAACAGGUGUGCGGCGUCCUCAAGCAGGGGAGCUGAGCCUUCCGCGGCAGGGUGGGCUCCAGUUGUAUUGAGGGUCCGGAUGGGCUCAGGUAAUAAAGAAAUGGAAGCAGCAGCCA